AUGACUCAUUUGAUUGUUAAACGGUGUGCCGAUGAGAUUGAGGAAAGGGGGUUGCAUGAAGUUGAUAUUUUUAAACCAAUACGAAUCGGAGAGAAUGCUGCUGAAGUAAAAGACCUUAUAAAUUGUAUGCUGCAAGAUAAUAGAAUGCAAUUUGAGGAUGAAAUAAAAAAUCAAAAUAUUCAUAAUGUUGUGGCAGCAAUGAAAUGGGCAUUAAGGCAUUGUGAAGUGACAUUGGUUCCUUACAUGUUUUACGAAGAAUUUGUGAGAUUCGAACAGGAAUGGGAUUUUGAUCCAGAAAAAGGAUCGUUUAGUCAAUUUCUUUUAUAUCUCCCAAAACAAAACCAAGAAAUUCUUUUAUGUUUAUUUGACAUUUGCGCAAAAGUUACAGAGGAGUCACACAUUAAUCAAAUGUCAGCACAGAAAAUUGUUAAGUCAUUGGCAUUAUGCGUUUUGGGUGACCAAGAGCGAAAGUUUGAUACUUUUGAUGACGCUUAUUCAGAGUAUUCGAAAUGUUCGAAUGCGUGUCUGCAUUUAUUUCUAGCUUAUCUGCGGGAGAAAGCAGUCGCGACGAGAUUGCCACCACGAUUAACAGUUUUCCUGGAUAAUAUUAAUUAUUUGGAUGUACGAAAGAAAUCUGUCGCGUCAAUGUAUAUACAUCCACAAACACUUAAUAGACAAACUUAUACGUCCUCAAUUCUGGGUGAUGAUUCACAGGCAAACAAUUCUCAAUAUGCGGAGUCGUAUCUUUCACAAUCUGACAUUGAAGAAGGAUUACUGCCGCCAUCCAAUAGUAAUUAUGCAGAAUCGACAACAUCAACAAUAACUAAAGAUACAUAUCAAAAAUCACCUGCAUCUGAUAAUUAUGAGCGUCCAACAAGUAUAUUACGAGUGACACGAACUAUGCCUGUACAACAGCAACCGGGUCAGAAUCAAAAUUUUAACUCAAGAAAGAGUAAAGCAGUUAGUAUUCUAUUACCUGAAAUGGUUGAUAAUCUUAAUCGUCAAACAAUCGUUCGUGCUAGUACAUUGAUGACAGCUGAUGAACAAAAAACUGCACAAACCUUAUGGAAAGAAUUUCAAACAGAAGGCGUUAGUGGGUUUUCUGAUGAUUUUCUUAAAUUAUUUUUUUCACUGGAUGACCGUGAAGAACUUUACGCAAGUCCACCAUUAUCUCCAUCAACUGUUGCAUCAUCUCCAUUAUCUGAUGCAGCGGAAAAACCAACGAACACUGGAAUAUGGUCAAUUAAUAAGAAUAAUAAUUCUAAUAAUUAUAACAAUUAUAAUGAUUAUAAGAAUAAUAAUAAUAAUAAUCUUUAUAAUAAGAAUACAAAAGAUAAUAAAAGUCGAAAUAACAUAGAAAAUGAAAAUAAUUCACUACUGCAGAGAAGUCCGAGUGAAUUAGAUAAAUAUAAACCAGUAAGAGGACCGCGGCCAAUAACAGCUGUUUGGAACAGUUUCAGGGAAUUCGGUUUUGAUGGAUUAAUCGGAGGAAUAGGAAAUAAAAAAGAUCCGAAGGUAGAGCAGCUUUUAGGUUAUAAUGAUUCAAAUAGAAUUGAACAUAUUGAAGAAAUACAAGACAAUGAUUCAAAUAGUAGUGAACAGCGCCCACAUAAAAAGGAAUGGAACAAUUUUAAAGAUAAAGGAUUUGGGGAUUUAGCUUCGGACAAUAUAUCAGAUGCAUUAUCACUUAGUAAUGCAUCGAUAACCUCACCAGCGCCGUCGAUUUUCAAUAAGGAUCUAUCACCUUCAGUGGCUCCGUCAAUAGCACCAUCAGUAUUCAGUAAUGAUGCUAGUGCUUCGGUCUUUACGUCUAAAUCACGUAAAACAGCGCGAAGUGGUAAAUCAUUUGGUUCCCGACAACGUCAAAUGUCAGACGAGGAAAGAUCAGUGAGCACAGCAACCAGAACCGUUGAAGAAAUGCAAAACUGGCAUAUGAUUGAUCGGAAAAUAGAUUUCCCUUCGACAACACAUUUAGCAAUUGAAGCAAUCGACGAGAUCUUUCCAUAUGUCUGGAUGGAAAAUACAGCCGCAGAAGACAAAGACGGAUACUGGGGCGAUUGGGUAUUUAUUGAACCAAGAAAAGGUUUGCUAAAUGAAUGUGAAUGGAUAAUGAUCGAAAAUCAACAUCAUGUGUUUGGGAAUGAUUGGGGGAAUCCAGAUAAUUAUAGGCAAUUUUCAAAACGACGGAGUAAACUCGGUUUUUCUUGGAUACGACGAAGCUUUGUUAGCAGACGAAGUAGCCAAUCCAUUUAUCAAGCAAAAGUUAAAAGAUUCAAUACGGUGCCAAAUCAAUCUAAUAAUAAUAGCUUUAAUGGCAGAUUUUCGAAAGGAUCAACAAAAUCAAGUAAAUCAAAGAAAUCAAAGAAAAAAGGAAAAAGCGUUGAAGGAUUGCCACCGAAUAAUUAUGCUAAUAAUGGAAAAUUACAUCCAAAUGCUGGCAGUUAUAGUCGUAAUGAUGUAAAAUUAAUGCCUAAUGAAAAUAAUGGUCGAAAUCUCGACCGGUUCACUUCGGAUAGGAGAAGAUAUCCAAUUGAUAUUAAUGAUGCUGAGCCACAAAAACUUGAAGACUCUGAAAAUAAUGUUUCGUCUUCUAAUCAAUAUGAGACUGGGCUGAACCUUGAUAAAAUCAUAAAAGACAUUAGACAACCAUUGCAACAUACUGACAAUGAAAAAUAUGUUUCAACUGAAACGUCUCAAGAAAAUUCGAAUAUUGCCAAUGAGACAAGUCAAGAGAUUUCACAGGAACAAGAUCAACAAUUUGUUGAGACACCUAAAAAGGAAUCUGCACCAAUAUAUAAAUUAAGUCAAAAUGCGACUCCAAGAUUAUUAAAUGGUAACCAAAAUGACAAGACAAAAUUGAAACAACAAGGAUCACAGCGAUAUAAGUAUAUCGAUAUACCGAAGACAUCAUCAGUGGCAUCAAGUGAAACGAAAAAUAAAUCGCAGCCUUAUCCGACUGCUAAUAAUAAUAUGCCUUCUGAACAAAUUGUCUCGACACAGCAGUCUCGGCCACAGAUUUCUCGAUCAAAUACUGAAACAAAAUUCUCAAGAUCAAAUGAGAAAAUUCAAGCUUCAAAUUCUCAGGAAAACAUCUCACAACCAUCAUCCGACUCAAACAAAGAAUUACCUAUGAAUUCCCAACAAAUUUCGGCACAACAAAAAUUACCUUAUAAUCAAAAUGAAAUGAUGCCACCUUCAAUCGAACAAGUUCAACCUCAAAGACAAGCCUCCAGAUCUAAUGAGCAAAUUCAACCCGAGAGACAAGCUUCAAGAAGACAACCAUAUCCACAAACGUCAAAUCCUCAAGACUUGACUCGAUCUCAAAAAUCAUUAAAUUUAAAUAAAGAAUUGCCAUUAUCACCUCAAGGAGCUAAUGAGCAAAUUCAAUCACAACCACAGCCUUAUAAUCCUCGGUCUUCAGCUUCAAGAUCUAAUGAACGAAUUCAGCCUGAAGUGCAAGCCUCACGAUCCAACGAGCAAAUUCUACUUCAAAGAGACGCUCAACAUGAAUUACAAGAUUCAAGAUUGAAUGAGCGAGUUCAAUCUCAGAGACAAGCUUCUCGGUCAAAUGAACGAAUUCAACCGCAAGGACAAGCUUCUAGCUCUCAAGAAAGAAUAAAACAGUUACCUUCAUCAUCUUCUGAUUCAAACUCUCAAUCACAAAGUCAUUCUGAAAGACAAGAAAGAAUUCAACAACUACCACAGCAACAAAUCCAACCACAAUCUUCCGUUCAAAUGUCGAAUGAUGAGACAAGACAGCCGCUGUUUCCUCUUGAUUCAGCCUUACAACAACAGCAGCCUGUAAUUCAAAACGAAAAAUUACGCCCCUAUGGAAAUGAUGAGAAAUCAGAGUCUUAUUCAACUGACGCAAAAUUACAAGCAUAUGCAAAUGACGUCAAAUUGCAACCAUUCCCAAAUAACGCAAAAGUACAGUCAUACCCAAAGAAUGCACCUGUCGCUGAAAGUACUUAUGCAGCGGAUGACAUCUUAAGUUCGUAUGCAAGAUCUGAAAUAUCCGGAACUCCUUCAGAUGCCGGAAGCAUUUACUCAAAUGAUCAACGUGACAACAAUAUUAACACACCUAAAAAAUUUCAAGGAUAUCAAACCACAUCACAACGAUUAGCAGCACAAGCUUCAGAAAAAGCCGCCAAACACAUGUCUGUGUCAAGUACUGGCUCAACAGCACCCGUGAAACCUGCACGUAGUGUUUUGCGUACAAAAGUCUUUGGUUCUUGA
Ambispora leptoticha is the source of this 4236-nucleotide messenger RNA. The record is from the annotation of a GenBank genome assembly. NCBI's taxonomy places the organism in Eukaryota, Fungi, Glomeromycota, Glomeromycetes, Archaeosporales, Ambisporaceae.